This is a messenger RNA of Pistacia vera, 501 nucleotides long. RefSeq names its product putative UDP-glucuronate:xylan alpha-glucuronosyltransferase 4. The record is from RefSeq and is a predicted model, not a curated record. Lineage: Eukaryota; Viridiplantae; Streptophyta; Magnoliopsida; Sapindales; Anacardiaceae. Bases 7 to 501 code for a protein of 164 amino acids. Gene Ontology annotation, biological process: xylan biosynthetic process. The transcript is spliced from 2 exons. Gene Ontology annotation, molecular function: glycosyltransferase activity.
GUUAUUAUGCCUGUUGGGUCAUGCCAAAUCUCUCCUGGAUAUGCAGAAACCGGAAAAGAGGAAUGGAGAUAUUUCUUGCAAACAAAAUUGAAUUACACCGCACAUUAUGAAAGAGAAGCCUAUGUAACAGUUCUUCAUUCCUCAGAAGGUUACGUUUGUGGGGCAAUCGCUUUGGCGCAAAGCAUAAUCCAAAGCAACACUAAAAGAGACCUUGUUCUUCUUCAUGAUAAAUCUUUAAGUGACAAAUCUAUACGUGGACUUCGAGCUGCCGGAUGGAAGACGAAGCUAAUUUCGCGUAUUCGCAGCCCGUUUUCCGUAAAAGACUCAUACAAUGAAUGGAAUUACAGCAAGCUUCGCGUAUGGCAACUCAUUGAAUAUGAGAAAGUAAUUUUUAUCGACGCCGAAUCUUCUUGUCUUAGCGUAACAUCGAUAAGUUCAUUCUUUACCAGUCAUUAUCAGCCACUGAGGAAACGUAGGGUCGGUGUUCAAUCACGGUACUAA